AUCAUAAGAGACAAUGUCCCAGGUAUCAUUAUGGUCAGUUCUGUGUUUUUGGCUGUGAUCUUAGUGUGAGCUACGUGUGCACACUGCUUCAGUCAUACAUGUAUUCUUUGCUUGCACGUUUGCCAUUGUUUGCACAUACGAGAAGACAAUGGGGGAAGGUGAGGUGACAAAGUUUACCAUUGAGGAGGAUCGGGAUGAGAAGCUGAUUUGCAGUGGUUACCAGCGCAGUCUUUUGAGGGUCAUCCUGGUCUAUUUCUUUGGGGUCAUCACGGCUGGAUUCUUCCUCUUGUUGGUCUACUACUGGAAACGUGACUGGGGUCUGAAGCUGACCCAUUCAAGGUGCUCCCUACAGAAUGCUGACUCUAUACUCAUUCAGGAUUGCUUCCAGCGGUACCAUGUCGUUCCAGUCUCCAGGGAGGUGGUCGGAAAGUCUGUUGAGAAGGAGAUUCUCCAGGAUGUGAUGAAGCAUGAUGUCCUCAUGGAGGAUACAUUCAUGUACUUCUGCUUCCAUAAGAUCAAGUUCUUCUGGAAUCCACAGGAUCAGUGUUUCUUCAAGCUUAGGGGCCUGGAUAAACACACUCUUACUGAUGAGAUCUACAGGCGAGCUAAUAUUGGUCUUGACCUUCGUGAAACAGCUCAAAGGCGAACCUUGUAUGGACUUAAUAUGAUUCUUGUACGGGUGAAGUCCAUCCCUCUUCUCCUAAUUCAAGAGAUCUUGAAUCCAUUCUACAUCUUCCAAAUCUUCAGUGUGACAGUGUGGAUAGUGGAUGAGUACCUCUACUAUUCAAUCUGCAUCAUUGUACUGUCUGCUCUCUCCAUCUCUAUCUCGCUCUACACCACCAGAGCUCAAGCAACAACUCUAAAGAAUAUGGUGAAAUCCAAUGUUACAGUGCAAGUAUUAAGGCCCAAUGGAGAGAUUGAGACUGUUUGGGAGGAUCAGUUAGUGCCUGGUGAUGUAAUCAUCAUACCAUCAUAUGGCUGUACUAUGACCUGUGAUGCAGUCCUGGUCGCUGGUAACUGCAUUGUCAACGAGAGCUCUCUAACUGGUGAAAGUGUGCCCAUCACGAAGACGCCCCUCCCUUGUCCAGAGACUGGAGAGUUGGAAUUCUCCAUGGACGAGCAUAAGAGACACACCCUGUUUUGUGGGACGCAGAUCAUCCAGACGAGAUUCUAUGCAGAUGAACAUGUUAAAGCUGUGGUAAUACUUACAGGAUUUUCAACAGCCAAGGGUAUCAUGGUACGAUCCAUACUCUAUCCCAUGCCAACAGAAAUCAAGCUCUUUAGAGAUGCUCUGCUCUUUGUAGGAAUCUUGGCUGGUUUUGCCUUUAUUGGUUUCAUCUAUACAGUGAUUGUUCUGGCAUUAGAUGGGACUCAAACAAGAGAGAUUAUUCUGAAAUCUCUAGAUAUCAUUACCAUUGCUGUUCCACCAGCGUUGCCUGCCUCUCUUACCAUUGGUAUGGUGUAUGCUCAGUUCAGACUUAAGAAACGUGGUAUUUUCUGUAUCAGCCCUCAGAGGAUCAACCUGUGUGGUACAAUCGAUAUUGUCUGCUUUGAUAAAACUGGUACUCUGACUGAAGAUGGUCUAGAUAUGUUGGGUGUUCAGGAGACAUCUAAUGGAGGGUUUUCUCCCAUGGUGACGGACGUCCAGAGCCUUCCUGUCGGCCCCUUUGUGUCUAACAUGGCAACGUGUCACUCAUUGACCUAUAUCAAUGAGGAGAUCGCUGGAGAUCCUUUAGAUGCUAAGAUGUUCGAAGCUACGGGAUGGUCGUUACAUGAAGGAGAUGCUUUUAGGACCCUUGAGGAGUCGAACCCAGCAGAGACCAGUAACUAUGAUGCGAUGGUCCCAAUAGUAGUCCGUAGUCCUGGUAAACAUUCUGAUCUGAAAGCAGGCGGAGAUAGUGAUGUAGAGGAUUUAGGUGAGAUCGGUAUUAUCAAGCAGUUUCCAUUCUCAUCCAGUCUUCAGCGUAUGAGUGUCAUCACCAGGGCAAUGAAUAGCAAGCAUAUGUGUGUCUAUACCAAAGGAGCCCCAGAGAAGAUUGCUUCUCUCUGCCUUCCCGAUACCAUUCCUAACAAUUUUGAAGACACGUUGAGUUCCUACACUGCGGAUGGUCUGAGGGUUAUAGCGUUGGCAUGGAAACCACUGGAUACUUCAUUGCAGUGGCACAAGGCCCAGAAAAUACAAAGGGAUGCGGUAGAGAGUGAUCUUCAAUUCCUUGGUCUCAUGAUCCUACAAAACAAACUCAAACCAGAGACUAUUCCAUCACUGCAGGAGCUUCAUCAAGCCAAGAUAAGGACUCUUAUGAUUACAGGUGACAACAUUUUGACUGCAAUCAACGUCGCUCGUAAAUGCGAAAUCAUCCAGCCUGGGAAAAAGGUUGUGCACGUUGAGGCAGUCCCUCCACUCAACGGUGAUAAACUGGAUAUCCAAUAUCAGACCGUCGAAUUCCAUAAGGAGACUGCAGAGGUGUCCACUAAGGAACCAAUCGGGUCGAAUGAAGUUUUCAUUGACAUAAUGAAUCAGAAUAGGACGACGUAUGCUAUGGAUGGCCAGACAUUCGGUCUGAUCAGAGAACUGGAACCAAAUCUAAUGGACAGGCUUGCUGUCCAUGCCCAAGUAUUUGCGCGUAUGUCACCUGACCAGAAGAUGCAGCUAAUAGACAUCCUUCAGAAGCUAGAGUACCACGUUGGUAUGUGCGGUGAUGGUGCUAAUGACUGUGGCGCCCUCAAGCUGGCCCACGCAGGGGUGGCACUGUCUGAGGCAGAGGCUUCUGUUGCUGCUCCGUUUACAUCAAAGAUUCAUGAUAUCUCAUGUAUACCUGCUGUCAUUAAAGAGGGUCGUGCAGCCCUGACCACCUCCUUUGGAAUGUUCAAGUUCAUGGCUCUGUACAGCAUGAUCCAAUUCACCACCGCCACCAUCCUGCUGUGGGGGUUUGGCUACAUCGGUGAUCUCCAGUUCCUCUACAUCGACAUCAUCCUCUCAACCGUGGUCAUCCUCCUAAUGGGAAGGAACCAAGCUUAUCCUGUCCUCUCCAAAGUGCCCCCUCCUCCCCAGCUUAUGACGGUCACCAUUAUCUUCUCUAUGGUGUCAAGUGUGAUCAUUCAAAUCAUCUUGCAAGCCAUUCUCUAUGUGAUUGUUCAGCAGCAGCCUUGGUACAAGCCUCCUGUAUACGAUGACGAUGGUAUUUACAUCCUGAGCUAUGAGAACACAGCAGUGUUCAUGUUAACAUGUUUCUUAUACAUCAACUCGGCCAUAGCAUUCUCACCAGGGGCGCCAUACCGUAAAGAACUCUACACCAACUGGCCUUAUUGUGUAGCUCUUUUACUCCUUUAUGGGAUGAAUCUCUUCCUUCUGUUUGGGCCACCUGAAAAACUGCGAGAGGAGUUUGAGCUGAUGGACAUCCCAGACUACGGGUUCAAGUGCAUCAUCCUGGCCUUUGCACUGGUUCACUUUGCUUUAGUUGAGAUUAUUGAGCUUCUCCUCGUUCCAUGGAAGGCCCUCAUGUCCUUCUUGACAUGUCAGUGUCUGCGUCUCACGACCCUUAACACCUUCCAACGCCUCGAGAUGGAAGAGGUCAAUUUAUUGUCAUGACAACCAAGUGCUUCAAUGUUUCUCAAUAUUUGGGUCACAUUUGAUGUUUUUUUAUACGAAGACCUAUUGGAUGAGAGGAUGUGCUCUGUCAUGAAGAAUGGCCAGUCAUGAUCUGUCUUACACAUAAUUAUAUUUUAUGUCAAAUUUGAUGUGCAUUUAUGUGGAGACAUUAUUUUGGAUUCAAAAUGCACUACAUCAUCAAGUUUAAGGUUAUCGUAAGGAUUUUUGUAUCAAUCAAAGAAUAGUAACUUUUUUAACCACUAUAAUAUAUUUCUUUUACCAUUAAUACUAAGAAUACUGUAUAUUCUUUAAAGUGACAAUUUUGUUGCAUAAUUUAGUUAUUCUUGUUUCGUUUAAGUUCAUCAUGUAAAUACAUAAGAGUAAGACAUUAAUCCAUUUUUAUAUUAUAAAUAAUAUUUUUUAUACAACGGCUGAUAACAUUUUAGAAAGUGAAAAGCUAAAUUUUAAAACAGACGUUUAAAAAUAGUAUUUAAUCAUUGCACAAGGCAAUA
Strongylocentrotus purpuratus (purple sea urchin) is the source of this 4101-nucleotide messenger RNA. Its product is annotated as probable cation-transporting ATPase 13A3. Lineage: Eukaryota; Metazoa; Echinodermata; Echinoidea; Camarodonta; Strongylocentrotidae. Gene Ontology annotation, biological process: intracellular calcium ion homeostasis; polyamine transmembrane transport. The coding region runs from base 149 to 3589 and encodes 1146 amino acids. The record is from RefSeq and is a predicted model, not a curated record. The transcript has 28 exons. Gene Ontology annotation, cellular component: late endosome membrane. Gene Ontology annotation, molecular function: ATP binding; polyamine transmembrane transporter activity; ATP hydrolysis activity.